Messenger RNA from Sungouiella intermedia, 1020 nucleotides. The record is from the annotation of a GenBank genome assembly. Lineage: Eukaryota; Fungi; Ascomycota; Pichiomycetes; Serinales; Metschnikowiaceae.
AUGAGUAUUGCAAACAAUCCUUUGAAAAUUGUGGAUAUAUCGAAAACCGACGAGCAAACAGCAGAGGCUUUACUAGAUGCUGCAACUUCCCAAGGUUUUUUAUUUGUGGAAGGACAUGGUUUUUCUGCUGAGGAAGUUUCUGAUCUAUUCGAUCUCUCCAAGUCCUUCUUUGAAUUGCCAGCAGAUUACAAGCAAAAAUACCUCAUUGAUGAGACUAAUAGUGGCUACACUGAUUACAGAGGUGAGAAUUUGGAUCCUUCCACCCAAAAGCAGGGAGAUCCCAAAGAAGGUUUCAACUUCAGUAGACUUAAUUUUGUCACUGGAGAGCAGGAAAAAGAGGUCCCUGAUUGGUUCACAAAAGAUGAGAAGAAAAUUCAGCUUGUUAAGAAGAUGUCUAUCGAUUUGUUUCAGUUGUCGAUUAGAAUCUUAAGACUUCUUGCAAUAGGAUUGAAGAUCGAGGAUGCAGACGGCGUUGCUGGUGAAGAGUGGUUUGACUCUAGAUUUGCUCCAGAAAAGCCAUCUGGAACAACAUUUAGAUUCCUCCACUAUCCCGGACAGAAAUCUUUGAGUCCGGAGUCUGUUAUUAGAGCUGGAGCUCAUACCGAUUAUGGCUCCAUGACAUUAUUGUUCCAACAAGAGGAUCAAGAAGGAUUGGAGAUUCUUUCUCCAGUUAGUAAAAAGUGGGAGGCUGUUCCUUAUGUUCUGGCAAAUCCAAAGUUUGCUGGUGAAUCAGCUCCUAUUGUUAUAAACAUUGCAGAUCAAUUGUCAUACUGGACUGGUGGUUUGUUGAAGUCAACCGUCCAUCGGGUUAAGUUUCCAGCAAAAGCUCAGGAAACUGGUCAGGAUCGUUACUCGAUUGUCUUUUUCAGUCAUCCUAAUGAUGAAACCUUGUUGGAACCUGUUCCUAGUGACCGUGUGAGAUCUAUCACAGGGAGAGGAGCGAACAAGGAGAAAGUUCCGAUCACAGCUAAACAACAUUUAGAUAAGCGUUUGGCUGCAACUUACAAUUGGAAUUAUUAA